Messenger RNA from Corylus avellana, 2404 nucleotides. RefSeq names its product bromo-adjacent homology (BAH) domain-containing protein. The record is from RefSeq and is a predicted model, not a curated record. Gene Ontology annotation, molecular function: chromatin binding. Gene Ontology annotation, biological process: DNA-templated transcription. NCBI's taxonomy places the organism in Eukaryota, Viridiplantae, Streptophyta, Magnoliopsida, Fagales, Betulaceae.
ACGAGCCCAAUCAGGAGCCGACCAGGCGACUCGGUAACUUCGGGCCAGCUAAAGUUGGGGCGGGUUUCGCCCCACCCUUACCAAAAGGGCAACAGUGGUAAACUCGUUUUUUCCGAACCGCCUCCGUCAGUUAAACACGACGAAACCGCACCGCUUGGCGGGCUAACUCUUUUUGGUCCAGAGCUGCAGAUUGCGUGUUGUGUGUGUUCGCGUACUUGAGUCCCAGAGAGAGAGAGGAGGGGGGUUGGCAAUUGGCAUUGAAAUGAGGUACCGGAGGUUCGCGCAGAUUUCGACGAGCGACGACGACGAGGAGGCGCCGCCGAAGCAGCAGCAUCAGCAGCAGCCACAGUCCUCGAAUUCCGGAGACGAGAGCCAGCCGCGGCGGAAGCGACUAAAGCGCAUGAAGCUCGCGGAGGAGGAAGAGGAACCGAAGGAGAAGAAGCGCCAGCAGAAGAAGAGGAAGAAGGGGAGGGAAGCAUCGGAGGACGAAGAGGAAGCAGAGGAGGAAGAGCCGCAGCAGGAAGACGCCAAGCCGAUUGGUGAGCCGGUGAGGUUCUCCGGGAAAGGGAGAGGCCGGAGGAGCCACUACGAGGCGUUCGAGUUCGACUACAAUCGAUACGAGCUGGAGGAUCCUGUACUUCUAGCUCCUGAGGAUAAGGAACAAAAGCCUUAUGUCGCGAUAAUUAAGGAUAUUAGUCAGACGAAAGAUGGGAGCAUGAUGGUAACUGGACAGUGGUUUUAUCGCCCUGAAGAGGCAGAGAGAAAAGGCGGUGGAAGCUGGCAAUCACGUGAUACAAGAGAGCUUUUUUACAGUUUCCACCGUGAUGAGGUCCCAGCAGAAUCUGUAAUGCACAAGUGUUUGGUGCAUUUUGUUCCCAUAAACAAGCAGCUUCCAAGUCGGAAAGAGCAUCCUGGCUUUAUUGUACAAAAGGUGUAUGACACUGUUGCACGGAAACUGUGGAAACUGACUGAUACAGACUAUGAAGAUAAUAAGCAGCAUGAGAUUGAUCUUCUUGUUCAGAAAACUCUCUCACGUUUGGGGGAUCUUCCUGACAUUGAAACUGAAGAUACAGCUGCUGAACAAGAAGAUCAGCUUAAGACUAAACGAGCUUUAAGGAGAAAGAACAUUUCACCUCUUGAUGUUACAAGAGAGGAAGAAGCAACAGCAAGGUCUGAUCAACAUCUAAAAGCUGAAACACCUGGAAGCUGUACAAAUAAUAAUUCAGAAUACCGCUGUAUUUUAGCCAAUUUCAAGGCAUUGACUGGAGAGAACCAUCGUGAUAUAUGCCUAGAGGCGCUUCUUAAAGGAAUUCAAUACAUGUGCAAUUCUGUCGACAGCAUGGAUGGAGAUGACAAAGAAAAAGGUGGUUCUGAUGGCAUUGGCCACGAAAGAGAGAAUAAGUGUCAAGAAGCUGCAAAUGGAUCUCAAGAAAAGAUUGUAAAGAGUGGCAAGUCUUUUCUCUGGCCAGAUGCUGCUGUUCCAGCUGUAAUUGCUCUUGAGAGGACCGCGCAUGACACUUUUUCCUCAGAUCAGAAGUAUAACCAAAAGAUGCGAUCAAUGGUGUUUAAUCUCAAGAGCAACGCAUUACUGGCCCGGCGUCUUCUAAAUGGAGAGUUGGAACCAUCAAAAAUACUGAACAUGUCACCAAAUGAGUUAAAGGAGGGUUUAACAGCAGAGGAAACAGCAAGAACAGAGCCUGAUGAGUCAGAGCGCAUGCAGAUGACAGAUGCUCGUUGCUCAAGAUGCAGUGAGAAAGUUGGUGUAAGAGACAUUAUCCAAGCAGGACAUGGAGAGCGCUAUCAGUUGGAGUGUAUUGCCUGCGGCCAUUCCUGGUAUGCCUCUAGGGACGAGGCAUCCAAACUGACAAUAGAUGCACCAAGUACGCACAGAAGCGUUGGCACAGCACCUUUGGCCACUGCUAAAUUUGAAGACGUAGAGAAGAAGCUGGUGAGUCCCCGUGAAUCUGAUAAGCCGGCCAUUGACGCUUUCAAGAAAACAAGUGAAGCAUCCAUGCCUGCCCUGGAUACCCAGAAAUCAUUUGGUAGGCCCAAAAAGGAAGAAAAAACUGAAUCUCCUCGAAAUGCCGAGUAGAAUAUGCCAGCCCUUGCAGUUUUGGGUCAAGACUUAGUGUUUCGGUUUGACGUGGCAUAUUUUAAGUGGCUUUUCAUGUCUGUCACUUCAAAGAACAUAAAAGAAAAAUCACAUAAAUUACGUCAGAUAAAUUCCUCUUUUAGUUUUGUGGAAUUGUCCUCUUGUACAGUUAAACUGUAGGUAGGUCUAAUGCAUACAAGCUGCGGUUUUGUUGUGUAUAGCUUUAAGCAGAUUACAAGUUGUUGUCUCAUACAUCUCUUUUCUUUUAUCUGAAGUUAGUUCCAUGAAAGAAUAUGCGGGUUGAAGAUGCCA